Messenger RNA from Radiomyces spectabilis, 656 nucleotides. RefSeq lists its product as uncharacterized. The record is from RefSeq and is a predicted model, not a curated record. NCBI's taxonomy places the organism in Eukaryota, Fungi, Mucoromycota, Mucoromycetes, Mucorales, Radiomycetaceae. The transcript has a single exon. Bases 32 to 418 code for a protein of 128 amino acids.
UCGGGCUUACAAUGAGAUAGUUGUACAAGACAUGGAUAGUUUCUAUAUAAGGAACUACUGCUUCAACCAGUUAUGUGUGAAGACUCAUCUAUACGACAAGCCUAACAUUUUUCCAAUCAUUCAAUAUUUACCCAACUCAUUAGAUCAUCCAAAAGCAAUCAAACAAAGCCAUCGAAAGUCAAAGCUUUUGGGUCUGCUCCGGCUGUAUGUGCUGUUGCAUUUUUUGACAAUGCUGUUCUCACAGCGGCUAAUCUCAAAACCGAUUUUCAUUUUUUUACAGAACUUUUCCCAAAAUGAAUAUCUAUUUUACGCCUUCAACGCUAGCGCCUUUCCACCCUUCUGCUCUGGAAUCACAAUGAUUUUGCUCCAUUAUUUUUUUCUCAUCCGUUGGCUCAUUCUCUUGAAGCCAAUGAUAUAAGCAAUUAAUACAGUAAUCUGUAAAUCACAUGAUCCACAUUAAUUUAUCAGAAUCUGUUAGUUCUUUUUUGUGUCUCUUUUUUAAAUCCUUCAACUAUGCCUCGAUGCCGACUUCCAUGGUCAUAUGCGAAACAAUCAGCAGCAAGGAAAUAUACGUACAGUCUCACAGACCUAACGUCCCCUUCAAAAGAGUAUCAUAUACAACAAGGCUUGAUUGUGCUUCUGACCAAUAAAACGAG